Messenger RNA from Acanthopagrus latus (yellowfin seabream), 1510 nucleotides. RefSeq names its product amine sulfotransferase-like. Gene Ontology annotation, molecular function: sulfotransferase activity. Gene Ontology annotation, biological process: sulfation. Gene Ontology annotation, cellular component: cytoplasm. The transcript has 6 exons. Lineage: Eukaryota; Metazoa; Chordata; Actinopteri; Spariformes; Sparidae. Bases 228 to 1079 code for a protein of 283 amino acids. The record is from RefSeq and is a predicted model, not a curated record.
GUUUAUUGUGUGAUCUUUGUGUUUUGUUUUUUUUUAACACCAACACUUUUUUUUUUUUUAUCUUCACUCUUGUUGGCAGUUUUCCAGAUACAAACCAAUAAAGGAAAAAUCUAACAGUCAUUAACUUGCGCAAGUGCAGAGUCCAUCCACUGUACCUGGUGUUGACAUUCUUCUCUCAUUUCACGUGAGAACGUUCUCUCAGUCCUUCUUUGUGAUUUAGAAGUAACAUGGAGCAGAUCACAGACCAUCUUGUUAGGUACAAAAACUACAACUUUCCCAUCAAAUACACAACUGCAGAGUACAUCGACUCACUGCAGAGCUUUGAAAUUCGAGAUAGUGACAUAUUCCUCGUCACCUAUCCAAAGUCAGGGAGCAUAUGGACUCAGCAGAUCAUCAUCUCCAUCUGUGAGUUAGCUGGAGGUCUGAAUGAAUACCCAAACAACUUUGAGCAGAUGCCGUGGCUGGAGUACCUGGCUGGUCGAGAAGAUUACUCCCUACGCCCCUCUCCACGACUCUUCUCCUCUCACCUCACCCCGGCUCUCAUGCCUGCAGGACUGAGGAACAAGAAGGGAAAGAUUAUUUAUGUGAUGCGGAAUCCAAAGGACGACAUCGUCUCCUUUUACCACUUCAGUAAUGUCUGGGUCGACAUUGAGACGCCAAAGAGCUUUGAGCAGUUUUUUGAGGACUUUUUGACAGGCAAAGUUUUUGCAUCAUCCUGGUUUGACCACAUCAGGGAGUGGCAUUCAGUGAGAGACCAGUGCAACAUCCUCUUCCUGACCUAUGAGGACAUGAUAUUGGACCUGAAGACGGCUGUGACCAAGAUCUGCACUUUCUUGGGUAAAAACCUGAGUGAAGCAGCCAUUGAGCAGGUUGUAGAAAAAUCUACUUUCAAGAAUAUGAAGAAAGACGUGAAAGCAAACUACGAGUUCAUGCCAGAAACACAUGUGAAGGGAAACUUCAUGCGUAAAGGUCAGAUCGGUGACUGGAAGAACAUUUUUACUGCAGCUCAGAGUGAAAGAGUUGAUCGACUCCUUCAGGAGAAACUCGGCGACAUGUCUCUGAAGUUCAUCUUUGAAUAAGCAGAGCAGCAACUACUUCCUCAAAACAAACACAUCUGCCACAUGUUGUGUAAUAAACACUGUAUACCUGUAGAUGGGGCCAGAAAUGUUUCAAAUUGCAAAUGUUUUGGGGUGUUUCAAGAGAAAAAAUACAUUUUUUGAACAGAAUAUUUGUGAUUGCAUCCAUAUUUUUAGAAUAAGCUGCUGUAUUUCUGCAAAGUAUAAUUAAGAUUUAAUCCCCAAGUAUUGUGAUUCAGUGACGUUUUUCGUUUGUAUUCAUUAACUGACUGCAUUUCACCAUAAUCACACACAACUCCGUCUGCAGCUGCUAAUGUGUAAGCUGCAUCACGUAAAGCAUCUUUCACGAUGAAAUGAUUUGCAACCCAUGUUUGGACUUCUGUACCAUGAAGAAAUGAACAAUCCUGAGUGAAAACAAAACAACAAGAACGUCA